This is a messenger RNA of Saccostrea cuccullata (small rock oyster), 10594 nucleotides long. RefSeq names its product filamin-A-like. Gene Ontology annotation, biological process: actin cytoskeleton organization. The transcript has 41 exons. Gene Ontology annotation, molecular function: actin filament binding. NCBI's taxonomy places the organism in Eukaryota, Metazoa, Mollusca, Bivalvia, Ostreida, Ostreidae. The coding region runs from base 299 to 9175 and encodes 2958 amino acids. The record is from RefSeq and is a predicted model, not a curated record.
CCGAUCUAGUUUGGCACAAGUGAGAAAAAAAAGUUUUCGCGAAACACAAGUAGUUCCUUCUUUUGCUGGGAACCUUUAGACUAGAUCUGUUUUGACUUGAGGUUUUGGUUCACUUGGGAUUUUCUUUGGCUGCUACCAGACCAGGAAACAUUUUCUGGUCAACUAGUUUGGAAUACAAGCUUUCGUGCCUACACGUAAAAACUAAAAUAUACAUUCACAAAUUCAAUUGAACUGAUUCAUAAACUCUUAGUACGUUAAAAACCACUCGACCGUGACAGGCUAGUAUAAAAGCGACACCAUGGCCGAUAGCGAGUCACAUUUACUCGGCGACGAGGAGGACGAAGAGAUGCCGCUGACUGAACGCGAUUUAGCGGACGACGCGCAAUGGAAGUUAAUUCAGAAGAACACCUUUACCAGGUGGGCAAACGAACACCUGAAAACUGUCAACAAAAAUAUUAACAACUUAGAAUCGGAUCUUUCCGAUGGAUUACGACUUAUUGCUUUAGUGGAGGUUUUAUCAGGCAAAAAGUUCAAGCAUGUCAACAAGCGGCCUAAUUUCAGAACCCAAAAAUUGGAAAAUGUUACCAUGGUGCUGGAGUUUUUGGAGAGAGAUGAGGGAAUCCGAAUUGUCAACAUAGACAGCUCCGACAUCGUAGAUAGCAAGAUCAAGCUCAUUCUGGGGUUAAUAUGGACCCUAAUUUUACACUAUUCCAUCUCCAUGCCCAUGUGGGAGGGAGAGGAGCCGACCCCCUCAGAGGGCGGCCCCACCCCCAAACAGAGACUGCUCAACUGGGUCCAGAGCAAGAUUCCCGACCAACCAAUCAAAAACUUCAGCACAGAUUGGAACGACGGCCGCGCCAUCGGAGCUCUCGUUGAUGCUGUCGGACCUGGUCUCUGCCCUGACUGGGAAGAUUGGAAUCCUAAAAAUGCCAAGAAAAAUGCCAAAGAAGCCAUGGACAACGCCGAGAAAUGGCUGGAUGUUCCUCAGCUUAUCAAGCCCGAGGAAAUCACAAAUCCCAAAGUGGACGAGAUGUCCAUGAUGACCUACUUAGCCCAGUUCCCCAAGGCCAAGCUAAAGCCCGGUGCCCCUGUCAGACCACGCCUUAACGCUAACCGCGUGCGGGCCUAUGGGCCAGGUCUGGAGCCCAAGGGUAACCAGGUGGGAGCCCCCGCCCGCUUCACCGUGGAAACCUUCAGUGCAGGAAAAGCUACUCUGGAGAUUACAGUGCUGAACCCCAAGGGAAAGAAAGAAACUUGUGAAGUUGUGUUCAAUAAUGACAGAAACUUGACCUACUCCUGUGUGUAUGUACCCAGUAUGGAGGGAGAAUACAAGGUUAUCAUCAAAUUUGGAGAGAAAGAGAUUAACAAGUCACCAUUUUCAGUCAAGGUCGAAGGUGCUGCUGGUGACCCCACCAAGGUCACAGCCUCGGGUCCAGGUCUGGAGAAGACGGGUGUCAUAGCAACCAAGAGGACGUACUUCGAAGUCUUCACAAAGAAUGCAGUUCCAGCAGAAUUAUUAAGUGACAUAGAUGCAGUAAAAAUAGUAGUAGCCCCAGGAAAGAAAGAUGCAGGUAAAGGCAGCAUUGACGUGGUUAUCCUUGACCCCCAUGGUAGGAAGGACACGAUUCGUCCCAGUAUUGCCCCCGUUCCCGGGAAGGAGGGAACUUAUCUGGUGGAGUACAUCCCCAUGGAGCAAGGCAUGCACUCCAUUAACAUCAUGUUCGCUGGUCAGCAGAUUCCCAAGAGCCCCUACGGAGUCAACGUUUCUCCAGCUUCCAAUGCCAAGAUGUGCUAUGCCACAGGCCGAGGAAUCCAGCCCCGGGGGGUAAGAGUAAAUGAGAAUGCUGACUUCAAAGUCCACACCAAAGGGGCGGGAUCAGCUGAGGUCAAAAUCCAUAUCAUUGGCCCAGGUGGAAUUGAUGUCAAAUGUACCUCUAAGAAGAGCACGAAGGAAGAGGGAGUGUAUGAAUGUGUGUACGUCCCCAUAAAACAAGGCCAGUAUAUCAUCAACAUCACAUACGGAGACCAGCACAUCGCCAAGAGUCCAUUCAAGGUGGAGGUCGGUCCAGCUAAAACGUCCAAGAUCCGCGCCUACGGACCAGGGCUCGAGGGGGGUGUGGUCAACCAGCCCGCCCGCUUCACCGUGGAAACCAUGGGAGAAACCGGGGCCCUAGGAUUUUCCAUUGAGGGACCGUCCCAGGCUAAGAUUGACUGUAAGGACAACUCCGACGGCUCAGCGGACGUGACCUACUUCCCCACCGCCCCUGGGGAAUACGCGGUCCACAUCCUGUGUAACGAAGAAGACAUUCCCAAAUCUCCCUACAUGGUCCAAAUCCAACCCGAGACCAAGGCAUUCAAUGCCUCAAAGGUAACUGCUUUUGGACCAGGUUUGGAGAAAUCAGGAGUGGUACAGAACAAAUGGACAGAGUUCACCGUGGACGCAAAGAAGGCAGGCAAGGCGACACUGAACAUCAGCUGUCUGGACGUCGACCUGAAACCCAUCCCUGUAGAGAUUGUGGACAAGAAGGACGGCACCUUCCAGUGUAAAUACAUGCCCAAAAAGUCCUGUAAACACACCAUCACCAUCACCUGGGGAGGGGUCCAGAUCCCCAACUCACCCUUCAGGGUACAAGUUGGAGAGCCCAGCAAACCAGCUAAUGUCAAAGUGUAUGGCCCUGGUGUGGAGAAGGGAGUGAAAACCAAUGUCAAAACCUACUUCAUUGUGGACUGUACCACCGCUGGUCCAGGCGACAUUGGCAUCGCUUUGACCGACGCAAACGGACGCGACGUACCAGUCAAGACAACUGACCAGAAAGAUGGAACCUUCAGAGUGGAAUAUGAACCAGUUAACCCAGGCACCUAUGUGGUGGCUGUUUACUUUGCUGGAAAGGAGAUACCCAGUAGUCCUAUUAAAGUACCAGUGGAGUCCAGCCUUGACCUUAGCAAGGUCAAGGUCGUGGGACUUGACACACCCAUGACAGUCAAUAAAGAAAGAGAAAUUCAGAUUCUCACAAAAGCCGCUGGUAAAUCAACUGCCACGCCUCGCGUCACCGUGACAACGCCCAGCAAAAAGAAAGUAGAUCUCAAGGACAAACCCAUCACCGAGGGCUUCCAGACUUUCUUUACCCCCACAGAAGUGGGUGCUCACAAAGUGGAGGUCACAUAUGGAGGCAAACCUGUUCCCAAGUCACCUUUCACUGUGGACGUCUUGCCUGAUGCUGCCAGCAAAGUGAAGGCUUACGGUCCUGGAUUGAAAGGGGGCAAUGCUAAAGCCCCUGCCGAGUUCACCAUCGAUUCUCGUGCUGCCACUUCCCCAGGAGAACUUGGGGUCACAAUUGAGGGACCCAAGGAGGCUAAAAUUGAGACCAAGCAGAACCCUGAUGGAACUGUGGGAGUCACCUACUACCCAGAGGUUCCAGGGGAAUAUAAGAUCAAUGUCACCUAUGCCAAUUCUCACAUUAAGGACUCUCCAUUCAAGGCUAAGAUCCUCCCAGAAGAUGCUGCCAAUAAGGUGAAAUGCUAUGGUGAUGGCUUGACCACAGGAAGCGAGGGCCAACCUGCUGUGUUCACCGUGGACACGAGGGAGGCACCUAAACCUGAGAAGAAAGUUGACGUAAAGGUCAAGGGUCCAGGUCCUGCUAAGGUGGACAUGAAGAAGAAGCCAGACACCACAACUGAGGUGACCUAUACCCCCACAAAGCCUGGAGAUUACUCAAUUGAUGUGACCUACGAUGGAAAACCUGUCAAGGACUCUCCUUUCAAGGCCACUAUCAAACCAGGGGAUGCAGCUGACAAGGUCAAGGCCUAUGGGCCAGGUCUCACUGGAGGCAGUGCCAAUGUCAAUGCUACCUUCACUGUGGAUUCCAAAGAAGCACCUGCUCCCAAGCAAAAUGUGGAUGUCAAAGUCAGUGGACCAGCACCUGUUCAACCGAAAUUGACCAAGAAACCAGACGGAACAGUGGAUGUGGAUUAUGUCGCCACCAAACCUGGGGACUACUCCAUUGAUGUUACCUAUGGUAACAAGCCAAUCAAGGAUUCUCCAUUUAAGGCUAAGAUUGUGCCUGAUGACUCUGCCUCUAAGGUUAUUGCCUAUGGUCCAGGGCUGACAAAUGCCAGUGCCAAUGCUCCGGCCACUUUCACAGUGGACGCCAGAAGAGCCCCAGCCCAGAACCAAAAGGUGGACGUAGAUGUCAAGGGCCCGGCCCCCGUCAAACCAACACUGACCCCAAAAGCAGAUGGCACUGUUGAUGUGGCCUACACAGCUUCUGCCCCUGGUGACUACACCAUUGAUGUCACCUAUGGAGAGAAAUCCAUCAAGGAUUCUCCAUUCAAGGCUAAGGUCACAAAGGAUGUGGCAGACUCUCGGGUCAGAGCCUACGGACCGGGUCUGGAGGGAGGAAAUGCCGAAUCACCCUGUAGCUUCACCAUUGAUUCCAGGAGGGCCACCGUCCCGGGACCUGUCGGAGUCAAGGUGUUCGGACCCAAAGAGGCCAAGAUUGACAUGAAGUCUAACCCAGAUGGAACCUUUGGAGCCACCUAUGUUCCUACAAUGCCAGGAGAUUACACAGUGGAGGUCACUCAUAAUGAGAAACCUUUGGAGGAAUCACCUUUCAAGGUACACAUUGGCCCAGCCACAGGAGAGAAGAUCGAUACCACAGACAGUGGUGUCAAGGCUUAUGGCCCAGGAUUGAAGAAUGCCGUCACCGACAAACCAGCUGUUUUCACUGUGGAUGCUAGGAAUGCCAAAUACCCAGGAGCUAUCGGUGUGGGAAUUGAAGGACCCAAGGAAGCUACCAUUGACACUAAGUCCAAUCCCGAUGGUACUGUUGCAGUGACCUACUACCCAACAGAACAAGGAGAGUACACUAUCAAUGUAACCUAUGAUGACAAGCCCAUUAAGGAGUCGCCAUUCAAAUGUAGAGUCAGACCCACGGCCGGAGAGAAACCUCUCACCCAGGCUGACCUCAGCGGGGUCAAAGUUUACGGACCCGGCCUUAACCCUCAGGGUGUCUUCCUGGAUUCCCCCACCGAAUUCUCUGUGGAUGCCAAAUCUGUUACCCCCUCUGGGGAGGGUAAUGUAAGAGCCAUUGUCAACAACCCCUCUGGUACCAAGAACGACACCAAGGUCACCAACAAAGGAGACGGUACCUACGAUGUACUCUACACACCUGUUGAAGAAGGAACUAUUGCUAUGGAUGUCACAUACGACAACAUGGCAAUCCCCAACAGCCCCUUCAAGGUCAAUGCCGUGCCCGGCUGUGACGCCAGUCGUGUGAAGGCUUACGGUCCCGGGCUACAGGGCGGCUACACCAACCAGUCCCAGGUGUUCACCAUCGACAUCAAGGGGGCGGGGCAGGGCGGUCUGGGGCUGUCCAUUGACGGACCCUCUGAGGUACCCAUCAACUGUAAGGACAACAGAGACGGGACCUGUACUGUGGAAUACAUGCCCAGCAAACCCGGGGAUUAUGAUGUGUCUGUUAAAUUCGCCGACCAAGAGAUUCCCAACUCACCUUUCCGUGUGGCUGUGAAGAACCCAGUUGAUGCCAAGAAGGUCAAAUGUUACGGACCUGGAAUCGAGCCAAUGGGAGUGAAGACCGGUGCCCCUGCGACCUUCACCGUGGAUACCACCGAGGCCGGGGAAGCUCCUCUGGAGGUCACCUGUACUGACCAGAGAGGUCGCGUCCAGCCUGCUCAGCUGACCCCGGUGGCUGAGGGCGUGGUGGACGCCACCUACUACCCCGUGGAGGAGGGGCCAUGUAAGGUGGACGUCAAGUACGCAAACCAACACGUACCAGGAAGUCCAUUCACCACCAAGGUGGAGCCCGGGGUGGACGCCAGCCGUGUCCGGUUGUCUGGAGCCGGCGUCCAGGAGAACAUCCCCGCCAGUUUACCAGUCAACUUCCUCAUCGACACCAGGGAGGCCGGCAUCGCUGACCUGGAAGUUCUUAUCAAGAGACCUGACGGUACCUACGCUCACCCCCACAUCGUUGAUAAUGGUGACGGAACCUUCACCGUGUCCUACGUCCCAGAUGACCUUGGAACCUACGAGAUCCUGAUCAGGUUCGGAGGUCAAGUGGUACCCAACACCCCCCUCAAGGUCAACGCCUACCCCGUGGGUGAUGCCAGCAAAUGCAGAAUUACAGAAGGUCUGGAGAAUACCACCGUCCCAAUCAACAAAGAGACCGUUAUCUGUGUGGACGCCUCCCAGGCUGGAGAAGGCAAGGUCACCUGUCGUAUCCGCAGUCCCAGCGGUAACGACAUUGAUAUCGACAUCGUGGAGAAUCCCGACGGAACGUUCAGCCUCCUCUUCACCCCUCAGAUGAUGGGCGCUUACACCAUUAACAUCAAGUUUGGAGGACAGAGUGUGCCCGGUGGAGAAUACGAUAUCCAGGUUCUUACUAAUAGUGAUUGGGAAAUUUCGGCUGUAAGUCCUGAGGAGUAUGAAAAAUACCUGGAGGAUCAGGUUGGUGCCACUGAGGAUUUGAUUUCCCCCGACACUGUCGACGCAGUACAUGCUGGUGCCCCAGGGGCAGGGCUGUUCCAACCAGUUGACAUCCGUAUCCCUGUCGGACCUAUCUUCAACUUCGUCUCUGCUUAUGUAGUCAUGCCCUCUGGAAAGAAGGCGUACCCCAAAAUCCAGGACAACAAAGAUGGAACUGUUACUGUUAGAUACCAGCCCACGGAAACUGGACUUCACGAACUCUUCGUCAAAUACAACAAUGAUGAUAUUGAAGGAAGUCCAUUCAAAUUCCAUGUGGAUGCCGUCAACAGUGGUCAUGUGACCGCCUAUGGACCAGGUCUGUGUCAUGGAAUCGUCAACGAGCCCGCAGAAUUCACCAUCGUCACCAAAGACGCAGGUGCAGGUGGACUUUCGUUGGCCAUUGAGGGUCCUUCUAAGACGGAAAUUAAAUGUGUGGACAAUGGUGACGGGACCUGUACGGUCAGUUAUAUCCCCACCGCUCCAGGAGAAUACAACAUCACCGUCAAGUUCGCCGACAACCACAUCUCGGGAUCACCGUUCACUGCCAAGAUUAGCCCCACGGCUGGAGAACCACGAAGGAAGGCUCAAAUUGGACGCAGCAGCGAGGUGUCACUGAAGGUCAUGGAGCAGGACAUCAACAAUCUGACCGCCAGCAUCCGUUCACCCUCUGGCCGAGAGGAGCCGUGUCUGCUCAAACGAUUGGCCAAUGGACAUCUCGGAAUAUCCUUCACUCCACGUGAGGUUGGUGAACACUUGGUUAACGUCUUCAGAAACGGCCAGCAUAUUAAUGGCAGCCCCUUCAAGAUCAUCGUGGGUGAAAGCGAACUCGGAAACGCCAGCAAGGUCCGCGUGGCUGGACAGGGAUUACAGAAUGGCAUGGCUAACGAGAUCAACGAAUUCAUGGUGGACACCAGAGAUGCAGGUUACGGCGGUCUGAGUCUGUCCAUUGAGGGACCCAGUAAGGCCGACAUUGAGUGUCUGGACAAUGAGGAUGGGUCAUGUCGUGUGACCUACAAACCCACCGAGCCCGGCAACUACAUCAUCAACAUCAAGUUCUCUGACGAACAUGUGCCAGGUUCUCCCUUCAAUGUGAACGUUGGUGGUGAGCCCUCGUCCAGAAUGACGGAGAGAAUAACUCGACACCGGGAGGCAGCAGAUAUAACUCACAUCGGCAGUCAGUGUGAACUCAGUCUUAAGAUUCCAGUCGCAUUCUUUGCAAGAUGCGCUCAAUACCAAGAGGAAACUCAAAUUCAAACGACAACAGGAACCAGUCCUUUCGACAUGACUGCCUCGGUGACCAGCCCCUCCGGCGUGACUGAGUUGUGUGACAUCGUCAGUCUCGACGAUAACCAUUACAGCAUUAAGUUUGUUCCCAAGGAGAUGGGCGUCCACACAGUCAGUGUCAAACACAAGGACAUGCACAUCCCAGGAAGUCCAUUUGAGUUCACUGUGGGUCCCAUCACAGGAGGUGGAUCACACAAGGUCCACGCCGCAGGUCCAGGUCUGGAGAAGGGAGAAAUCAACCAGCCAUGUGAGUUUAACAUCUACACAAGAGAGGCUGGUGCUGGGGGUCUGUCCAUCGCCGUAGAGGGUCCCUCUAAAGCCGAGCUGGACUUUGAUGACCGCAAGGACGGGUCAUGUGGAGUUAAGUACGUGGUCACUGAGCCGGGAGAGUACCUAGUCUCCGUUAAAUUUAACGAUGAACACAUCCCGGAGUCCCCCUUCAAGGUCUACAUCACUCCCAGUAUCGGGGAUGCCAGAAAACUGUCUGUAGCAGCACUGCAACAAAAGGGACUGCAGGUUGGAAAACCAGCAGCCUUUGUUGUCAACUUCAAUGGUGCUUCCAAGGGUAAACUCCGAGCCAGAGUUAUCUCCCCAUCAGGAACUGAAGAAGAGGCUCUCAUCCAGGAAAUAGAUGAUGGAGAGUAUGCAGUUAGGUUCAUCCCCAGAGAGAAUGGAGUCCACAAUGUGUUUGUGACGUUUGACGGAUGUGACAUCCCUGACAGUCCAUUCAGAGUGUUGGUCGGUAAAGUGGACGCUGACCCAGGAAUGGUCACAGCAUCCGGAGACGGACUCCGCACCGGUCAGACAGGUCAGACAUGUAAGUUUGUUGUCAACACCUGUAACGCUGGAGCUGGUGCCCUAGCGGUCACCGUUGAGGGUCCCUCCAAGGUCAAACUGGAAUGUAAGGAGGUGGACGAGGGCUAUGAGUUCACCUACAGCCCCACUGCCCCUGGGGACUACAUGAUCGGGAUCCGAUACGCCGGCGUCAACAUCGCUGGAAGUCCAUUUAAAGCCAAGAUUGAAGGUCCAGGCAAACCCAGUGGUUACCAUGAACAGGCAUCUGUUGUCGUGGAAACCGUCACAAAGACCAGUGUAAUGAGUAAGUUCAGCGGACUUCAGAAGUUCCAGUCGGAUGCCAGUCGGUGUACAGCGGAGGGAAUGGGUCUGAAGAAAGCUUUCAGAGGAAAACAAGCCACAUUCAGUGUGGACACUUCACAAGCCGGUAAUAACAUGAUGUUUGUUGGAAUGAUGGGCCCUAAGGGACCGUGUGAAGAAUUGUGUGUCAAAAACCAAGGAGGCUACGUAUACAAAAUUAACUAUAUUGUCCGCGAGCGCGGAGAUUACAUGCUGGUCGUGAAGUGGGGAGACCAACAAAUCCCCGGAAGUCCAUUCUGUGUACACGUCGAUUAAAAGUGUGUCUGGAUUUUAUUUUAGGUUUUUUUCAAAUUACGUGUGGCAUAAAGUAAUAUAUAUAUAUUAUAUUUUCAUUCAUUCAUCUAAUGAUGAACAUCGUUAUAUCAUGUGACAGUAACAUUUUUUGUUCAUACCAAGUGUUCUAAGAUCUGAUAGCCACUGGAACAAGUUCUUAUUUCAAAUUGGUGCUGCUAGAGUUAUAAUAAUUAUCAUUUUUUUAAAUGGAAUCAUUUUUUUUCCUAGGGGCUAUAUUUUGUUACACAGUUGAAACUCAAAUUAUGCAAGUGAAUAGAUAGGUAGACAGAAUUUUUUUUAGUAUGCUGUGCACUGUACUUGGUAUAUAUGUGAGAUGACAAAAUGUACUUAAUACCCGAGUUUGAUAAAUGAUGAAUUUUUUCCAGCAUGCUUUAUAUAUUUUACACUUAUUCAUUAUGCUUGUCCAUAUCAAAUGCUCAAUACUUUUUUCAUAAUAAAGUCUGAAAUCGAUCAAUUUCAAAGUGAUAUUUUUAGGAAUCGAGGGCAUUGUAAGGGUUUAUUAAUGUGAGGUGCAUAAAUUGUGCUAUGUACCCAUCUUGCCAUUGACUUAUAUAAUUAUCUACAAAUGACACAGUUAGCAUUUAGUUUACAAAUAUAACAUAGUUUAAGAACUUGUGUCAUUGUCUGGUAUUAGAGAGAAAAAAAAGGAAUCAUUGACCUUACUUUUUAAGUGGACAAAAAUCGUGCUUCCCUAUGUAUUAUAUUCUUAAAUAAAGAAUGGUUGAGUUUUGUACGUUGAGUAAAUGUAUAUAAUUAUAUAUGAAUUAAUUAAUUAAAAGUUAUUGCUUUAUUUUCAUGAUAUUUGUAUAUGAACUUUCAGUGUUUACUAAUGCAAUAAUAUGUGUUUUUGAUGGAUUGUUAUUCAUAUUCGUUAUGUGCAAUGACAAUAUUGCAAAGCAAGAAAAAAAAUUUCCCCUUCUUUAUUUUAUUGUUUUAUUAAUUUCCAUAGGUGUACUUUUAUCGAUGUUUUGUUAUUGAAAUAUACAUAUAUAUUUAAAAUAAUCUAUUAAGUCUUGAAUAUGCAGCCUCUUUGUUUUAUAGUUUAUAAGUAAAUAGAUUUUGUUCCAGCAAGAUCAUAUAGAUUCUACAAAUUGUACUAGUUUAUUUUGAUACAGAUUUACACUAAACAGUAGUGGUUUAAAAUAUAUACAUGGCAUUCUGCAAAGGGUAUGUAUUUUGUUAAUCAUGCAUUUUUCACGUAUAGUUAGGCUUAGCCCCACCCCCUUUGCUUUUUUGACAUACCUGUAUGGUCAGAGUUAACUGCCCUUUACACUUUUGAUUACCACUAGAUGUCGCAUGUCUUGUAUGAGAAAAGAUUCUAUUAUGUUGCUACUGUUAAUGUAUGCUGAUUUAUAAAAAUAAAACUAUGAAAAAACGUCA